AUGGAUAAAAAAACUAAUCAAAGCAAGUUGUAAGACUAUGAAAUUCUUAACAAACUGGGCCAAGGUUCUUUUGGAGUGGUCUAUAAGGUCAAAAGAAAGAACGAUUAGAAAAUUUAUGUAUUGAAGCAGAUUGACAUUUCAAGGAUGUCGGGAGUGUAGAAGAAGGAGGCUGUGCACGAGGCAACUAUUCUCUCUAAAAUCAACAGUCCCUUCAUAGUCAAGUUUUACGACUCCUUCACAGACAAAAACCAAAUCAAUAUCAUUAUGGAGUACUGUGAGAACGGAGAUCUAGGUAUCUAUUUGAAGAGACAGAUGGGUAAACAACUUAGUGAAAGCAGAAUAUGGAAGUUUUUUAUUGAAAUGUGUCUAGGCAUGCAGUAUCUCCAUGCCAAUAAGAUAUUGCAUCGUGAUAUCAAAACUAUCAAUAUGUUUUUGACGAAGGAAGAUAAGAUCAAGAUUGGGGAUUUAGGAGUAGCCAAGAUGCUAAACCAAACUGCUAAUUUCGCUCACACUGUAGUGGGCACUCCAUACUACUUAUCGCCUGAGUUGUGCGAGGAGAAACCCUACAAUCACAAAAGUGAUGUCUGGUCUCUCGGAUGUGUCUUGUAUGAAUUAUGUACUCUUAAGCAUCCAUUCGAGUCUAAUAACUAGGGUGCUUUGAUCCUAAAGAUCGUAAGAGGAAAAUACAACCCCAUAUCUUCCUAGUAUUCAAAAGAUUUAAGUACAAUGGUUGACUCAUGCUUAUGUAAAGAUUAUAAAAAGAGGCCUAGUAUUAAUGAUAUAUUGAGCUUCCCUGUAAUGGUUGAAAAAUCUAGUUAUUUUGGGUAUACUGCUACCAGGCCAUUAGAACUAAAAGCUUAGCCUCUCUAAACCCCUUAAUAAUAAAAAUCAGCAAUGCCUCUGGAAUAAGUCAAAAAAAUAAAUGAUGCAGCUGCAGCAAUUAGAUCAAACUAAAACAAACCAGGAUAGGCUCCAACUUCAUAAAACAAUUAAAAAGAUCUAAUUUCUCAAAGAGAGAAAUAGUAUCAAUAAAAUCUUAUAGAUGCUAAGAAUAAGCAAUAAGCCCAGGCUUAGGCUUAAGGAAAUAAUUAGGAUAACAAGAGUGCAGGUGACUAACCUAGAGCUUUAGCUCAGGCUUAGUAAAAACCAAUUGUUAGUAGCAAUAACAUUCCGAAUUCUUAUGUUGAUCCAAAUAGAAGACAACCUAAUAUUGUUAGUCCUCAAUUAUAAAUCCAGCAAAAACCAAAUGUUCUAAAUAAUAAUCAAUUUGAUCAAAAGGAAUUUGAGAAAAAAUAGAUAAUUCAAAACCAACAGAGAAGGCCAGUUUCGAAUUAAAACGUGAGAUAACAGCCAGUGUUUGGAUAAUAACAACAGCAGUAAUAGUAAAUUCAACCAAUUGUAAAACAAAUCAGUUAAAGAGUAAAAAGUGGUGCACCUUAGUAACUCAGCAGAUAGGCAUAAAUGGCUUAAAGACAAGGUCAAAGAAUUAUCAAGCAAGGAGAUAGCGAUAGAUAACCGAUAUUCAAGCCAGAUAUAAAAGCUCUAUAGCCCUAGGAACAGUAAAAAAUUUAAUAGAUAAAGCAUUAACAACAUCAACCAAUAAACUAAAACAAGUAAAAAAGUAGCAAUGGAAGUGGCAGUGGAAAAUCUUACACAAACGAAGUCUAAGAGGUAAUGAAUCUCCCAGAUGAAAUAGAUUCCAAGAAGAAGAAUAAUGCUGCAUCUCAUCAAAUGAAAACCAACUAAGAGAUUAUUAUGGAAGCUCAGCGCAAGAGAGAUGCCUUGAACAGAGUCAACAAUAAAUAUGCAAAUGAGAUUUCUAAUAAAUCUGCAAGUGAACUAAAUGAUAUGAAACUUGUCAUUCCUUAAGGAAAAAAUAUUGAUAAUCCCUCUUCGUAACAAACUCCAACUGAUUCUUCAAGAGCUUAUUAGUCAACAGAUUCUAUGAGCACUCCAUCUCAAUAAUAAGAAUACAAUGAUGAAGAACUUAUACCAGUAGGUUAAAAAUAAAUAGACGAUGAUGAGUUUGCAGAAUUACUCAAUGGCGGAGGGUAAUUUGUUCAAGCCAAUUGGAACAUUAGAGCCACAGACAACACUUAAGGAUACAGAGAAACUUAAUACGUGCCACACUAUGAGGAGUAAAAAGAAGACGAUUAGGUAGAGUGCUUUAAGGUUUAAUACCAUAGAGAUCCUUCUCCAUUUAAUAACAAAAUGAAGACCAUCAAGGAGGAGGAUGAAGAAAAAAGGUCGAAUGGAUCAGAUACAGCUUAUUUUUCUCCAGAUCAAGAUGCUGAGUUCAACGACAGAGAUGACCCAUAUGAUUCUGAUGAGGAGUACAAGAAACGUUUAGAGAAACUUGGAUACAAUGAUUUUGAUGAUGAUGAGGAUAAUCAACCAUAUGACUUGGAGGAGCAGUAGCGUCGAGAGAAGGAAGAGUUUGGGGAUGAUGAGGAAGAAGAAGAUUAAGAAGAAUAGGAGGACAAAGUACUGCAAGACGUGGAUCCUAUGAGCAUGACCAUGUAGAUGGAGUAAAGGCGAAACUAUGAGAGGGAAAUCAAGAAGUUCAGAGGAAAGUAAAAUGAAUAUAAGUUAAAGAUCGAGCGAAAAGUAUAGGAAGGCUCUGAGCUUGCUGGAGUAUAAUUCUUUAAAGAAUGUUUUGAGCUAUUCUGUAAAAAGGCAUAGGAGGCUGAUGACAUGACUGAUAAGGAUAUGAUUUAGAUCACAGAAUUGAUUGCCUCAAGACUUCCACAUGAAAAAUCUGUUUAAUUAACUGGAGUGUUAUUCUAGUUGUAUUUCUAUAAGGAGGAGUUGUCAGACAGUGAUAGAGAAAUACAGAAACUGUCACUAAAAAUACAUGAACUAGAUUGA
Molecule: messenger RNA, 2868 nt
Organism: Stylonychia lemnae
Lineage: Eukaryota; Ciliophora; Spirotrichea; Sporadotrichida; Oxytrichidae
Source: the annotation of a GenBank genome assembly